AAACAAAACACUCUAUUUGACAAAGUAUAGUUAUGGCGACGGCAACAUCCAUCACUGCAAUCAAGGUGGAGUUCCUUGAAUACCCGGCGGUGGUGACACCUCCGGGCUCCACCAAGUCCUAUUUCCUUGGCGGCGCAGGGGUGAGAGGGGUGACCAUUCAAGGAGAAUUUGUGAAUGUCACGACAAUAGGGGUUUAUUUGGAAGACAAGGCCGUGCCAUCACUUGCAGCUAAGUGGAAGGGCAAGAGUGCAGCUGAGUUAUUGGUGUCCCUUGACUUCUACAGAGAUAUAAUCAAAGGUCCAUUUGAGAAAUUAAUUCGGGGGUCAAAGAUAAUAACGUUGGAUGGUCGUGAAUACGUAAGGAAGGUAUCAGAAAAUUGCGUUGCCCACUUGAAAUCUGUUGGGACGUAUAACGAUGCAGAGGAAAAAGCUAUUCAGGAAUUUAGAGAUGCCUUCAAGGAUCAAAAUUUCCCACCAGGUUCUUCUGUUUUCUACAGACAAUCACCCACUGGAACAUUAGGGCUUAGUUUCUCCAAAGAUCAGACACUACCAGAACAUGAGCAUACAGUUAUAGACAACAAGCCACUUUCAGAGGCAGUGCUAGAGACCAUGAUUGGAGAGAUUCCUGUUACCCCUGCUUUAAAAGAGAGUUUGGCUACAAGACUUUCUGAGUUUCUGAAUGAUCCCAAUUUCAACAUUGGAAACUAAGAUUUGACGCAGAUGUCGAUAGUCUUAAGGUGAUGUUGGAAGCAAGAAAAAAAUAUGUAAAAAAUAAAAUAAAAUGGAAGA
This is a messenger RNA of Gastrolobium bilobum, 788 nucleotides long. Its product is annotated as chalcone--flavanone isomerase 1B-1-like. The record is from RefSeq and is a predicted model, not a curated record. The transcript has 4 exons. The coding region runs from base 33 to 707 and encodes 224 amino acids. Gene Ontology annotation, molecular function: chalcone isomerase activity. NCBI's taxonomy places the organism in Eukaryota, Viridiplantae, Streptophyta, Magnoliopsida, Fabales, Fabaceae. Gene Ontology annotation, biological process: flavonoid biosynthetic process.